AACAGAGGCCCACUGAAAGCGCCUGCGCGGCGCCGUCGGUUGAAGGGUCUGGUGCGGUAAACUAAGUCCUGGGGUUUACCCUGAGCGGGAGCGGUCCCCGAGAGCCUCAGGCUUCAUUCCAGGUCCUGAAUGGCUGGUCUCCAGUUGGCACCACAUCUGCCUGUGGGCGUUAUGCUCCCAUAUAAUAAAACGGAAGCUCCAGGGCUCCACUCAGCCAAGCAAGACCCUUAUGAACAAGGUGACUCUCCCCAGCGGUCCUCAAUGGGGCACCAGAGGAACAACAUCCAGCGGAAGCUUUUGAGCAACAAAGAGCUGAUGCUGGAUAAUCUCUACACUCAACCCAAAUGGAACACCUUCACAAAAGCCCGGAGCUACUCUUAUCCCCACUGUGCUGGAAUCAGCCAGCAAGAUUCAGGAACCAAUCCUCAGGGCCGGGGAAAGGGUUUGUUUUACUUAUCAGACCCUCAGUCGUCUCAGUGCUGGCAUCCCAAAGCAAAUAACCAGGACGCCAUCCCCUUUACAAAGAAGCGAGUUGGGGUGGACCGGGCAUACCCACUGAAACCUGUAUUCCACCGGAAAUCUCAUAGUACAGGUGAGGCUGGUGCUGAUGAGGACCAGAAUGUCUCUCCAAGACUCCCUGAGCCAGGAGACUUUUCAUACAGCAGCUUUGGUUCAAAGAACCGAGUGAAUUCAUCUGUGGUUGGUCCUGUUCUUGCUGCCAUGCAGGGGCAGAGGGCCAGGGCAAAGCCUGACAGAACUGAGCAGUUGCAGAUCCAAAGACUAGAAGCUGCAGGGGAGAGCUUAGAGGAGGAAAUCCGAAGAAAGGAGACCCUCCUGAGGGAAAAGCUGAAAAAGACAGAGGAGGAGCUCAGAAGAAUCCAGAGGGAAAAGGAGCAGGCCGAGGGAAAUGAAAAAAGAGAGAUACAGAGAAUGACACUCUCCAAGAGGAGAGUUAAAGGUAAUAGCAGCAACACCAUAUACAAACCUACCUUCUCUCCAGAAUUUGGGCUUGAAGAGGUGUUCAGCAGAGACAGGAGAGAGAGCGAAACUUGGGGACAGUUGCAAGAAAAUUCUAGUCCAUUCCAGUUCUCUGAUUAUGGGAUACAGAGGCUCAAAAGGGAAGGACCUGUAGCAAGCAGUAACAAAAUCCGAGACAAAGCCUCAGGGCCGUUGACAGAGAAGUUUUCUCAGCCUUCAGAAGCACCAGGCAAUGCUGUGCAGGGAUCCACCAGCAAUUCUAGCCUGUCCAGGGCACCAGACUCCUCAGGCUCCAGCUGUUCCACUGAAGAGCCCAUACUUGGCAGGUGCAGCCACUGUGGACGCAAGUUUCUCUUGCUCAGGCUGGAGAGGCACUCCAACGUUUGCAGCAGGAUGCUGGGUUCCAAGAGGAAAGUGUUUGACUCCUCCAGGGCCCGGGCUAAGGGCACAGAACUAGAGCAGUACCUGAACUGGAAGGGACCAGCCUCGGUCAAGGCUGAACCUCCUCGGAAGAGCAACUGGAGACAGAAGCACGAAUCUUUUAUCCGUACCCUCCGUCAGGCUCGAGAGGUCCAGCAGGUAAUUGCCAAAGGUGGAAACCCCUCAGACUUGCCCCCCAUCUUGCCUGCAGAAAAUCCAGACUAUAUUCAGUGUCCUCACUGUAGCCGCCACUUUGCUCCCAAAGUGGCUGAGCGACACAUUCCCAAAUGUAAGACCGUCAAGAACCGUCCUCCGCCUCCAAGGAAGCAUUACAGUUGAGCAGACAACAGUGGAAACCUCCUUGGAUAGUGCAGAAGGCUCUGCUUCUCUUCAGCAGUAAAUAGGAGGAAAGUAAUUUGACGCAAAGCAGAAACAAAACUUUUACAUCUCCCAGAUCUGCCUGCAGAGCUGAAAUCAGUGAAGAGAGAUCCCACUGUUAAGCACAGAGGCUGAAGGAAGCCCCAGCUUCCCACUAAAUUACCACCCAGGCUGGUGUGCCUUGUGUUAUUUCCCCAAGAACUGAUGAUGGGUGAAGACACCUGAGUAGUGAGCAGCCCAUAUUAAAGCUCUUCUCUUGCAAGCCUGGCUUGUGGUUUGUGCUUGUGAAGUGCCUGCAUUUGGUUGUGCCUUCUUGCCUCUGCCUCUGCCUCUAUGCCUGUGGUUCUGAUUAACUCUUUUUGCUCCUGCAAGAUGGCUUAUUAGGAUGAGUUGGUGUCAGAGGAUCAGGUCAUCCAGAUGGCAUCUCUUAUAAAAGAAGUGUAAGAUUUUACCAUAAGGCAUUAUUAAUGGAAGUCUAUCCUCAGCCUCCCUGGUGCAUGGUCCUGGCCAAAAGCCAAUGAAAGUAAGGUAACGGCACCAGCAUAUCCUAAACCUUCCCUAUGAUAUACUUUGUAAUGACGGGUACCUCAUCUUUAUGUACUUUACAGGGAAGGGAUGGUGGGAAAGCACACUAUACCUUCUGUAGUUGUUCUUUUCUAAUGGGUUUCAUGUGUAAAAAAAAAAGAAACCCUUACCUUCAGCUAUUGCUAGCACUGCCUUUAGAUCAUGUUGACUGAAUGGCUUUUUAAAUGAGGUAGCAAAAUCCCAUCAUCAAAGCAAGCUGGGACACUGCACAGUGUCACAUGUCCCUGCCAAUUAUACCACAGUAAACUUUGAAGGGAAAAGGACCAGAUCUUUUUAAUGUUCUCUGUGUAUAAUAGUGCCUAGUGCAUGCAACCUUUCUAAUUAGGUCCUUGAUAAAUGGGUUUUAGGGAUUUAAAAUUAAAUAAGAUGUGUAAGUCCUAGACUUGCAGAAUGGGAGAAGUGACAAGUUAAUAUCUGAGGGGGUAGCAUCAGUUCAGACAGGAGUGGUGCUAGCACAACAGAUAGGAAAUACUGGUGGGAUUAUUAUCCUGGGAGCAUCACUCAAAUUGUUUAUUUAAAAUACUGGAGAAAAACCACCCAACUUUAGCUGGGCAAAGGAAUCACAGACAACUAAGCCAUACUUUACUCAUCAACAAAUGGCCUCCUGCUCUUGUUCCAUUUCCCUUUGCUGAGUGGCUGGCUAACAAACAGAUCAGACCAAUUUGAAAUGCGACUUUAAGGAUUUAGCAGCAAAGCUGCAGGACAUGA
Messenger RNA from Trichechus manatus latirostris (Florida manatee), 3069 nucleotides. It is a transcript of the gene ZC2HC1C, whose product is annotated as zinc finger C2HC-type containing 1C. The record is from RefSeq and is a predicted model, not a curated record. Lineage: Eukaryota; Metazoa; Chordata; Mammalia; Sirenia; Trichechidae. The transcript has 3 exons. Bases 130 to 1737 code for a protein of 535 amino acids.